GACAGUUUCUUUGGUUUUGAAACAUGUGGAUAGGGGGUAUACACCAAAGUCAGAUUAUGACAGACUAAUGAAAAAUCAUAUUUCCCUUUUAUGUCAAUACUUGUAUUUCAUAUUAGUGUAGUUAAUAAAUUAUGACCCUAAAUUACAUGUCAUCUAUAAAUACUGGUGCUGAUGCACAAAACAUGCUCUGAGCAGGUUCCCCCUUUUUGCUUUGAUUUUCACUCAUUUGGGCUAAUCUGCACCACCCCCACACCAUCACAGUACCAAACAUGGGGAUUUAGACACUGUGCACAAUCAAGAACCCUAUCUGCCCUUCUCAAAAAUCUACCUUUGAUAUAUUUCUUCAGCAACUGACCACGUGUCUUAUUUUUCUUUCUCUUUCUUUAGGACAUAAUAUUGUUGACAGGGGCUUGCAGUACUGUAACAUGUCUGCCGGGGCAGAUGUGCAUCGCUCACUCCGGAGGAAAGAAAUCAACAUGCAUUGCAGCACGGUGUUUAGGGGAACCUCCACCAGGACAACUUACCAGUUACGUCGCUAAUACGUCAGAAAGCUACGUUGGAAGCAGCAGGGGCUACGCGUGCGCAGUAGGAACAGUUCCAGAGAGAGUGAAUCAAACUACGUGUUUAGCUAACGGUCAUUGGGAAACUCCAAGAUGUCAAGUGUGCAUUGAGGCUAGCGACCCAACUGGGGCAACUUACUGGGGGACGAAGAACGUCACAAAAACCGGCAAAACAUGUCAACGAUGGAAUUCACAAAGUCCACAACAACAUGACUUCCCUAACAAUCCUAUAUGUCAUUUUAUUGAAAAUUACUGCCGCAAUCCGGAUUCUCACACCAUGCCUUGGUGCUACACAAUGGACCCUGACAUUAGAUGGGAGGAGUGUAGCAUACCCACCUGCUAA
Molecule: messenger RNA, 903 nt
Organism: Ostrea edulis (European flat oyster)
Lineage: Eukaryota; Metazoa; Mollusca; Bivalvia; Ostreida; Ostreidae
Product: putative apolipoprotein(a)-like protein 2
Exons: 4
Coding region: 442-903 (153 amino acids)
Molecular function (GO): signaling receptor binding; endopeptidase activity
Source: RefSeq, a predicted model, not a curated record